AUGUCUGAAAUGAGAGGUAGAGGCCGUGGAGGCUUUGGUGGAGGUGACAGAGGUGGCCGUGGUGGUUUCGGUGGAGGCCGUGGAGGCAGUUUCAGCGGAGGAGGCGACAGAGGUGGUCGUGGUGGAUCCCGUGGUGGUUUCGGUGGCGACAGAGGUGGUCGUGGAGGCUCCCGUGGUGGUUUCGGUGGUGACAGAGGUGGUCGUGGAGGUUCCCGUGGUGGUUUCGGCGACAGAGGUGGUCGUGGAGGCUCGCGUGGUGGACUCGGAUCUGCCGGUCGUGGAGGAGGCCGUGGAGGAGGCCGUGGCGGUGCCAAGGUCAUGGUCGAGCGUCACCCACGUUUCGACGGUGUCUUUGUCGUCAAGGGCAAGGAAGACGCCUAUGCCACUUUGAACUCUACCCCAGGAGAGUCAGUGUACGGCGAGAAGCGUGUCGCUAUCGAAGUCGGUACCGAGAAGAAGGAAUACAGAAUCUGGAAUCCAUUCCGUUCCAAGAUUGCCGCCGCCAUCCACAGAGGUAUCGAGAACCUCUACAUCAAGCCCGGAUGCAAGGUCUUGUACCUCGGUGCUGCCAACGGCACCACCGUGUCCCACGUCUCUGACGUUGUCGGCAGCACCGGUGUUGUCUAUGGUGUCGAAAUCUCGCAUCGUUCCGGUCGUGAUCUCAUCGGCAUGGCCAAGAAGCGUAACAAUGUCAUCCCAAUCAUCGAAGACGCCCGUCACCCACAAAAGUACAGAAUGUUGAUCGGUAUGGUCGACGUCCUCUUUGCCGACGUUGCCCAACCCAACCAAGCCCAAAUCGUCGCCCAAAACGCCGCCUAUUUCCUCAAGAACGAAGGUCACUUUAUCAUCUCUAUCAAGGCCAACUGUAUCGAUUCUACCGCCCCAACUGAAGUCGUCGUCGCUGCUGAAAUUGAAAAAUUAAAGGCUGAAAAGCUUAAACCACAACAAUUGUUAAAGACACUCGAUCCAUAUGAACGUCAUCAUGCUUUGGUUGUUGGACAAUACAGAGUUACUCCAAAGGGUGACAAAUAA
Cavenderia fasciculata is the source of this 1032-nucleotide messenger RNA. RefSeq names its product fibrillarin (gene fbl). Gene Ontology annotation, cellular component: small-subunit processome; box C/D methylation guide snoRNP complex; nucleolus. NCBI's taxonomy places the organism in Eukaryota, Evosea, Eumycetozoa, Acytosteliales, Cavenderiaceae. The transcript has 2 exons. The record is from RefSeq and is a predicted model, not a curated record. Gene Ontology annotation, biological process: rRNA methylation; box C/D sno(s)RNA 3'-end processing. Bases 1 to 1032 code for a protein of 343 amino acids. Gene Ontology annotation, molecular function: rRNA methyltransferase activity; histone H2AQ104 methyltransferase activity; RNA binding.